Molecule: messenger RNA, 927 nt
Organism: Penicillium taxi
Lineage: Eukaryota; Fungi; Ascomycota; Eurotiomycetes; Eurotiales; Aspergillaceae
Gene: rex4
Product: putative 3'-5' exonuclease
Exons: 2
Coding region: 1-927 (308 amino acids)
Biological process (GO): rRNA processing; ribosomal large subunit assembly
Cellular component (GO): nucleus
Molecular function (GO): nucleic acid binding; 3'-5' exonuclease activity
Source: RefSeq, a predicted model, not a curated record
AUGGAUCCGACCAGCCUUUCCUCAAAUUGGAAGAAGCUACAAGCGACACUGAAAAAGGACAAGCCCUCAACUGCAUCUGCCACAAAACGCAAGGCUUCAGAUCGAGAAUCGGGCAAUGGCCCGUUGAAGAAACAAAAGUCAGAUACCGAACACUUGCAAUCGCGAGAGUUGAACGCAUUCUACAAGAAAAAGAGAAUGGCCGAUAAGACUGAAGUCACAUCUUCUGGUGCACGCUCGGCGUCGACUAGUUCGCGGAGAAAAUCUACUGCUAGCACAACUACAGCUGAAUCCUGCACCGGAAAGAUCAAUGAGGGGCGUUCGUCGACUGCUGAGGUAGGAAAAUAUGUUGCCAUGGAUUGCGAAAUGGUUGGCGUCGGGCCAAAUCCAGAUAACGACUCGGCACUUGCACGAGUUAGUAUUGUCAACUUCAACGGCGACCAAGUGUACGAUUCGUACGUGCGACCAAAGGAAAUGGUAACAGAUUGGCGAACACACGUCAGCGGAAUUGCACCAAAACACAUGGUAGACGCGCGCGAUCUCGAAGUGGUCCAGAAAGAGGUGGCCGCAAUUAUGGACGGCCGAAUCCUUGUCGGACACGCCGUGAGCAACGAUUUAAAUGCUUUGAUGUUCGGUCAUCCCAAACGCGAUAUCCGGGAUACGAGCAAGCACCCUGAGUACCGGAAGAUUGCUGGUGGUGGAUCACCACGGUUAAAGGUGCUGGCGGAGCAUUUCCUUGGUAUCAAGAUUCAGGAUGGGGCUCAUUCUAGUGUGGAGGAUGCGCGGGCGACUAUGGCCCUUUAUCGGCGGGAGAAGGAUAAUUUCGAGCGGGAGCAUUUGAAGAAGUGGCCGGUGCGAAAUGCAGAGGCUCAGGAUAAGGGAGAUGGUCAGAAGAAGAAAAAGAAGAAGAAGACUCAUCGUAAGAGGUGA